Messenger RNA from Sceloporus undulatus (fence lizard), 1009 nucleotides. It is a transcript of the gene EIF2B1, whose product is annotated as eukaryotic translation initiation factor 2B subunit alpha. The record is from RefSeq and is a predicted model, not a curated record. Gene Ontology annotation, biological process: translational initiation. The transcript is spliced from 9 exons. Gene Ontology annotation, molecular function: guanyl-nucleotide exchange factor activity; translation initiation factor activity. The coding region runs from base 93 to 1001 and encodes 302 amino acids. Lineage: Eukaryota; Metazoa; Chordata; Lepidosauria; Squamata; Phrynosomatidae. Gene Ontology annotation, cellular component: eukaryotic translation initiation factor 2B complex.
GCGGAAAGGGCUCCGGCGGAGCGCAAGGGCAGGGCGCCUGAGGUUCCGCUUUGGCUGGACUGCGAGGCAGAGGAGGCUGCAGGCGAGGCGCCAUGAACGAAGCAGAGCUAGUUGAAGCUUUUAACACCCAGAUGAGGCAGGACCCUGACGUUGCCUCUGCCGUGGCUGCCAUCCGCGUCCUGCUGGAGUUUUUGAAACGAGACAAAGGUGAGACAAUUCAGGGGAUGAGAGCAAAUCUCAAGCAAGCUAUCGAAGUGCUCACUGGCGUCGAUUCCUCUGUAGCCAUUUCUUCAGGCGGGGAACUUUUCUUACGGUUCAUCAGUCUCACAUCUUUGGAGAACCCAGAUUAUUCCAAAUGUAAAGCAAUCAUGAUUGAGAGAGGAGAGCUUUUCCUCAGGAGGAUCUCUGAUUCAAGGAACAAGAUUGCCAUACUUUGCCAUACGUUUGUCAAAGAUGGUGGGAGAAUAUUAACGCACGCUUAUUCAAAAGUGGUCCUGAAAGUGUUGGAAACAGCUGUAAAGGCAAAGAAACGUUUCAGUGUCUACGUCACUGAAUCACAGCCGGAUCAAGCAGGGCAGAAGAUGGCUGAGGCCCUCACCAAACUGGGCAUCCCUGUGACGAUAAUCCUAGACGCUGCUGUUGGGUAUAUCAUGGAAAAAGUGGACCUGGUGAUAGUUGGCGCUGAAGGGGUAGUGGAAAAUGGAGGAAUUAUUAAUAAGAUUGGCACAAAUCAAAUGGCUGUGUGUGCCAAAGCUCAGAACAAACCUUUCUACGUGGUUGCAGAGAGUUUCAAGUUCGUAAGGCUCUUCCCUCUGAACCAGCAGGAUGUCCCAGAUAAAUUUAAGUACAAAGCAGAUACGCUGAAGAAAAGUAAGGCGCUUAUGGUGGAGCAUCCCUGGAUUGACUAUACAUCCCCUUCACUGAUCACACUGCUUUUUACAGAUCUUGGGGUCUUGACCCCCUCUGCUGUCAGUGAUGAACUUAUUAAACUUUACUUGUAAACUCUCCA